GAACCAACUAACCUCACCAACCAUGGCAAAUUUGUAAACAAAUAAAAAGUACUGUUUACAUUUUCCAUUAUAGAUAGUUUUAGAAAGAUUUUCGGUUGGUUGUGAUCCCCGUGCGACGAUAGUGAUGACACAUUUCAAUAAUUUUACAUCGAACGGGAACUGUGGUUUUUUAUGUACCUAGUUGAAUUCAUAGUCAAAAUCCACUAUGAGUUACUACAUAGUCAUAAGAGAAAAAAGGGACAAUGAUUCUCCUGCCUUAUCGGAGGUAGUAAGAAAUGCGUACUCUUCGAAUGUUUACAACUCCUGGUUAAAUGCACUCUUUCAUGAGAUUACAUUCCAGCUGAUGAUUCUAGUUUCUGCGCUGCUCUUCAUCUGUUUCGGAAUACCUCUCGUGUACUGCUUUGUGUCCAUUCCUGCAGUGUUGAUAAGUCUGUACGUAAUGAUCUACGGAACAGUGAGUAUGAAGGCCGCUCAAGUACUGUACGACAAAAAACCUUUAGCGUGCUGGGUAGCCGAAGCCUACCAACCGUACUUUUUUAUAAAAAACCCAGGCAACUGCUGGUACAAGAUCGUUACGGAGGAGGAUAUCGAAAGGGAGGGUAUCAAGAAAGAAGGGUUCCAGAGGAAGGUAAAAUACAGGAUAGUUACAGGGUAUAAACGAUAAUGGUUUACCGGACAA
Leptinotarsa decemlineata (Colorado potato beetle) is the source of this 679-nucleotide messenger RNA. RefSeq lists its product as uncharacterized. The record is from RefSeq and is a predicted model, not a curated record. Gene Ontology annotation, molecular function: N-acetyltransferase activity. NCBI's taxonomy places the organism in Eukaryota, Metazoa, Arthropoda, Insecta, Coleoptera, Chrysomelidae.